GCUUUUUCGCGGCAAAAUGAAAUCUCGAGUGACAGCGAGCUUAUUUUGAUUGUUUUGCGCAGUUUGGGGACCUCGUUUGAAGCUGCGAUAAAGAACGCGUGAUUGCGCAGCAUUCGCAGGGGCGCGUCGUUUGUUGUGUCUCGGCGGUGACGAGCUUCCGAGCUAAGCAAAGCCGUCGGUCGCCGCAGCGCGGGAUUUACCAGCGCUGGCUCCGUUUGCUUCGCUGUGAAAACUCCCCUUUCCUUCGAGCUUGGCGAGCCAUUCUGCGCGUUUUUAAAAAGUGAUGGCGUCGGUAACCCACGAGAGCAUAAGGUCCGAGUUGAAGCUGUUCGACGUAGCCUGCAACGAUGACGCCAUACUGGACAAGAUGUUGGAACAGUGCAUAUGUAACAGACUGCAGGGUCAUGAGAUCGUGCUGGAGUGGGUGGCCUACAGCAUGACUAAAAAUGGACUGAAACUCAGCACUGACACCUUGGACCAAUUUGAACAUGAGAUUUUAAACAAGAGGAACAAAUCCAAGCAAAGCAUGAGAAGGGAGGAAGUACAUAACAGGACCAGGGACAUCCACUCUAUCCAAGAACUAAUCAAAGCGGAAGAAGAGGAGGAGAGUUUGCUAGAUUCUUACUCCACUACUAAGGGAUCACAGAAGCGUGCUCUGACCACCCCGGAGCGCCCCAAUUCAAAGAGGAGUGUACCUAUGCUGACCAGUCCAGGUCUACUGCUGUCCCCAGCCAGCUUCUCCCCAAGUGUAACCCCCUCACAGAAAUACAGCCAGCGUGGAGCAAAGGGGGAGGUGGUGGCCACGUUUGGGGCAGCUGAGGCCAGCCACUGGGCAGGAAAGAAGGACCAGGGGCCCCGGAUCCAGCUGGACCUCCUGGAGGGCCCUGAAGAGACUCUCCGCGGCAGCUACAAGUAUAUGUUCCAAAGAUCACGGGACGUUCGAAAUGUGUUGACAGAAAAGAUCGAGGAGUUGGGGGAAGGACUGAAGUCUCACUUCAACAUAGAGGAGUUCUCCCCCGUCUCGCUGCCUGCUCAGGACAGAGUGACUGUAAUGGGUCAGGUGUGCUGCGACAGCAAUGGCAAACUGAAUGCACAGUCGGUUCUGUUGGAGGCAGGACCAGAGCAAGGUGGUCAGCAAGUUCCUGUGGACCUUUCAGAGCUCAGAGAAUAUUCCCUGUUCCCUGGUCAGGUGGUGGUCAUGGAGGGGAUGGACACGACAGGAAGGAAGCUGGUGGCUUCUAAACUUUAUGAGGGAAUCCCUCUUCCCUUCUACACCCCUGAGGUGAAGCAGGAGAUGGAUGAAUUUCCAGAGCCAGUGAGUGUUCUAGUGGCCUGUGGACCGUACACUCCCUCUGACAGCCUGACCUUUGACCCUCUGCUGGAUCUGAUCACGGUCAUAGUCAGGGACAGCCCUAGUGUCUGCUUGCUGCUUGGACCCUUUGUGGAUUCUAAACAUGAACAGAUUGAGAAAGGCCAGGUGACAGAAACGUUUGAGGACAUUUUCUCCAGGUGUGUUGAGAGCAUUGUGGAGGGCACCAAAAGAGUUGGCUGUCAGCUGGUGUUUGUUCCCUCCCAUAGAGACGUCCACCAUCACUUCGUGUACCCACAACCCCCAUUCACCCUGCCAAACCUCAGCAAGGACCAGGCCCAGCGUGUGACCCUGGUCCCUGACCCCUGCACCCUACUGAUCGAGGGUGUGAGCUUUGGCUUGACCUCCACUGACAUCCUGUUUCACAUGGGCGCUGAGGAGAUCAGCUGUGCUACGGGAAUGGACCGAUUCUCACGCAUCCUGAAGCACAUGCUGACCCAGAGAAGCUACUACCCGUUGUAUCCACCUGUGGAGGAGGUGAACAUGGACUAUGAGAAGUUCCAGUGUUAUGGCCAAAUGCCGCUCACUCCGGAUGUUCUCAUCGUUCCAUCUGAGCUCCGCUAUUUCAUUAAGGAAGUGAUUGGCUGCGUAUGUGUCAAUCCUGGACGGUUGACCAAGGGGCACGUGGGCGGAACCUACGGCAGGCUGCUCGUCCAACGCCGCGCCUUAUCGGAGGGCGGAAAGAGAGUCAGUCCCUGUUUGGCUGGUCAAGUGGUGAAGAUCUAGUGAUAACAGACUAAAAUACUUCUUAUAACCAGAAAAGAGCUGAUAUUAGCUGAUGUUUUUGUACUAAGUUUGUAUACCACCUACAUCACAGAUGCUCUUGACUUGGUUGAAAUGAUCACAUAAGACUCGGUGGCUCCAGUCUGCCCUCUCUUAGGCAUGCUGGUAUUAAGAUAUCCAUGGAAAUGCCUGGUACCACACCAUCAGAUUCAGUUCAGUCAUUUUAUUUUGUACAUCAGUGGAUGGCGUUGGCUGGCCUGCUCAGCCGGUAUGUUCUCUGUAUGAUUGUCUUAUCGAUUCAGACAGUACAGCUGUCAACUUCUUGUCCCUCAAUAAAUUAUUUUCUCUCCCUCUGUUCUGUGCGUCCUCGGAUAGACCAGCUAGAGAGGGAUGUUAAGCUUUUGUUUAAGCAUACGUCCCAUAUGUCAAAAAUCCUUUCCUACAUGACCCAAAAAUUUCUUGUUCCUGCGGGCGAGUGUCCCUCAUGUGGAGGAGAUAAGCUGCUUAAGACGUCACUUUCCCCUCUGGACGACAUUCGAGAAUUCUUCCUUCAGGUAGUAAACAAACACUGGAUCAUCCCGGGACGUAUUUGAAAGAGUCAUGCACUCUCGGGAUGAUCAGUGUUAAUAACUGAAAAUUUUGGGUUCUAUUUGUAGAAAAACUAGAAACUUAAAUCAAUCGCUUUAAAUUUGAUGGCCACCGCUCCCUGGGUACACCCUGACCUAUUUAGGGGACGUCUGACGCCUUGGGUUCAUCCGGUUUAUCUCUGAUCCCUAAAACGUUUCCCAAACAUUU
Lampris incognitus (smalleye Pacific opah) is the source of this 2887-nucleotide messenger RNA. It is a transcript of the gene pola2, whose product is annotated as polymerase (DNA directed), alpha 2. Gene Ontology annotation, biological process: DNA replication initiation; DNA replication. Gene Ontology annotation, molecular function: DNA binding. NCBI's taxonomy places the organism in Eukaryota, Metazoa, Chordata, Actinopteri, Lampriformes, Lampridae. Gene Ontology annotation, cellular component: alpha DNA polymerase:primase complex. The transcript is spliced from 18 exons. The coding region runs from base 284 to 2095 and encodes 603 amino acids. The record is from RefSeq and is a predicted model, not a curated record.